GUUGGUGUUCUGACGUUUCUUUUAUUCGUCAUAUUCCGAGUCCGUAAACCAGCGGGCUACCCCCCGGGUCCGCCGGGAUGGCCCGUGCUCGGCAACCUCCCCAGUCUGGCCCGGAACGCCCACCUGCAGCUGACGGCCUGGCGUGGGACGUACGGGGACGUCUUCAGUGUGAAGAUGGGUCUACAGGACGCCGUGGUGGUCAGCGGGAAGGACGCUAUCAGGGAGGCCCUGGUCAGGAAGGCCGAGCACUUCUCCAGCAGACCAGACCUGUUCCUGAUGCGCCGUAAUAACCAUCGGAAUGGGCUCGUCAUGCGUCCCUACGGUGAUGGGUGGAAGAUUCUCCGUCGAUUCAGCGUGUCAACACUUCGUUCCUGCGGUAUGGGCACGGGCACAAUCGAGGAGAAGAUCAGGCUAGAGUGUCAGCAUUUCUGCACAGCGCUGGGAGAGAAGGUAGAUCAACCUUUCGACCUGACCCACCUUCUCCACAACGCCGUGGCCAACAUCAUCUGCUCAAUGGCGACAGGGAAGAGGUUUGAAUACGGAGACCCAACCUUCCUCCGUCUGAUGGAGAUUGUGGAGCGGGCCAUGGUCCUGUUCGUCACCGCUCACGUCAUCAACAUCUACCCGGUACUCCGCUUCUUUCCAGUCGUAGGACGACCGUACCAAGAAUGGAUGGACCUGUCAGCUAGAACCCAUGAUUGUAUAAGGGAUAUCGUCACUCAACAUCAAAAGAGCAAGAACGUUUCCGACGCGGCCAACACUAUCGUGGACGCGUUCACCAAGAGCGUGGAGCUGGACCCGGACUCACUGCCCGAUCAGAGUCUGAUGUACCUCCUCAUUGAUCUCUUGGGCGCCGGGACGGAUACGGCUGGAAACACCUUACGCUGGGGUCUGCUGUACCUUGUGACGCAUCCCGAUGUGCAGGCGAAGGUUCAGGCUGAGUUGGACCAAGUGGUGGGGUGGGACCGUCCUCCAGUCGUCAGCGACAAGCCCAACCUGCCCUACACGGAAGCCACCAUCAUGGAGAUGCAGCGCAUCCGCACUGUGGUGCCCCUGGCCGUCCCACACUGCACCACCUCGGACACCACCCUGCUCGGCUACAACAUCCCCGCCGGCACGGACGUGCUCAUCAACCUGUGGUCCCUACACAUGGACCCGGGCCGCUGGGACAACCCCGACAAGUUCGACCCGAGCAGGUUCCUAGACGGCAACGGACAACUGCAGACAACGGAUUCCUUCUUGCCUUUCUCUACAGGUCGUCGAGUCUGCCUGGGGGAGCAACUGGCCAAGAUGGAGUUGUACAUGUUCGUCACCAGCAUGUUACAGCAGUUCACCUUCAAGCUGCCAGAGGGCGCUCAACCCAACUUCGAUGGCAUCUUGGGGGUAACGCUUCGACCAGAGAACUUCGAACUUAUUGCCCUUAGGCGUGCAUAGGUUCAUUGAUCUGUUGAAAGAUACAAUUAGUACACAGUCCAAAGGUUGACGUGAACAAUAGUGAUGAUCUUUGAAUUACUUUUAGCCGUUUGGGGAGGGUCCAGUAUAUGAACUUUCAAAUGGAGCACUGGUAUUGCAAAGCCAUGAAAAACAAUCACUACAGAGGAUGUACCUAAUACCCUCACUGCAAAGCUGAAUUUGAUAGAGUAAAAAAAAGUGGCUCUGGUACUUUAAAGACCUACAGCCAAAAGAAUGAAAUGGUACGAGUAUAUCACUCUCUGACACAUUAGUCAGUCCAGCCAAUGAGAAAGCAGGAAUAUUAAUUAAGGGUCACUGCACGUACUUAAAUCACUGCACUGAAUAUGAACUUCUCACAUGAUCAGCUGUUCUAGUGCGCACCGAAAAUGAUUUUGUCAACUUCUGUCUACGUAUCAACAUGGGAGGGCAAAUACAGCAAUUAAGUUGAAAUUCUGAUAGAUAAAACCAUGUUACCGAAUGAGAUUCUGGUCCACGAGAUUAGGAGUCUUCAACCGUCUACAGCCAACUUGGCUUUGAAGGCCGUCUGAAAAAGUG
Molecule: messenger RNA, 2007 nt
Organism: Branchiostoma belcheri (Belcher's lancelet)
Lineage: Eukaryota; Metazoa; Chordata; Leptocardii; Amphioxiformes; Branchiostomatidae
Product: cytochrome P450 2U1-like
Exons: 3
Biological process (GO): xenobiotic metabolic process
Cellular component (GO): intracellular membrane-bounded organelle; cytoplasm
Molecular function (GO): oxidoreductase activity, acting on paired donors, with incorporation or reduction of molecular oxygen, reduced flavin or flavoprotein as one donor, and incorporation of one atom of oxygen; heme binding; iron ion binding
Source: RefSeq, a predicted model, not a curated record